Messenger RNA from Fraxinus pennsylvanica, 1008 nucleotides. NCBI's taxonomy places the organism in Eukaryota, Viridiplantae, Streptophyta, Magnoliopsida, Lamiales, Oleaceae. The record is from the annotation of a GenBank genome assembly.
AUGUCUGCAGGGGAAGAGGACGUAAGGGAAGUGGUGGUUAUGGUCGCAACCAGCAGCCGUCGCCGUCAUUCGGACGUGGCGGGGGCGUUCCGAGUUUACAACGCUUCUCCUCCGUCUGUCCAGCACAACCCGCACUUUCUACCUUGGCUUCCAGUGGCUGAGGAGAAACAGACAGAGCAGCAGCAGUCACCACCGGUUUCUUCGCAGGGUAAGAGGUCUCCGGGAAGACCAGAUCUCUGUCAGCCACUUGAACUACAAAGUGAUUCGCUUUCACGAUCACCUUCCUUCCAACUGUGCCGAAACCUGGUCUUCCCGGAGACCUCGUGCCCUUCGAAGAAACCGGUGGUGGCUGCUGUUGCUCUGUCUGUUCCUCUUCAGCCACUAUUUAAAACUAAAAAUGUCUGCACGGGAAGAGGACGCAAGGGAGGUGGUGGAUACGGUUGCGACCAGCAGUCGACGCCAUCAUUCGGAAGUGGCGAGGGCGUUUCGGAGUUUACAACGCUUCGCAUCAAGCGAUGUACUCCUCCGUCCGUUCAGCACAAUCCCGCUGUUUCUACCUUGGCAUUGAGUGAUGAGGUCGAGCAUAAACUCAAUCCAGACCCGCCUGCUUCGUUGCUUAUUAGCCGGUGUAACCAGCUCCAGUGGCUGAGGAGGAACAGACAGAGCAACAGUAGCCACCAACGGUUUCUUCGAAGGGCACGAGGUCUUCGGGGAGACCAGGUUUCGGCACAGUUGGAAGGAAGAUUGAAAACUAAAAAUGUCUGCACGGGAAGAGGACGCAAGGGAGGUGGUGGAUACGGUUGCGACCAGCAGUCGAAGCCAUCAUUCGGAAGUGGCGAGGGCGUUUCGGAGUUUACAACGCUUCGCAUCAAGCGAUGUACUCCUCCGUCCGUCGAGUACAAUCCCGCUGUUUCUACCUUAGCGUUGAGUGAUGAGGUUGAGCAUAAACUCAAUCCAGACCCGCCGCUUCGUUGCUUAUCAGCCGGUGUAACCAGCUCCAGUGGUUGA